Molecule: messenger RNA, 986 nt
Organism: Aspergillus brunneoviolaceus CBS 621.78
Lineage: Eukaryota; Fungi; Ascomycota; Eurotiomycetes; Eurotiales; Aspergillaceae
Gene: sod4
Product: mitochondrial 37S ribosomal protein mS42
Exons: 4
Coding region: 30-932 (300 amino acids)
Biological process (GO): superoxide metabolic process
Molecular function (GO): metal ion binding; superoxide dismutase activity
Source: RefSeq, a predicted model, not a curated record
UUAACAUAUUACUCCACCCCCAGAUCAUCAUGCUGAACCGACUCCUCCGGCCGCAGUCUGCGCUGCGUGCAGCCUCCUCCCUCACUGCGAAGCCUGUCUCCGCGCUCCCACGCAUCCAGAGCCGUGCAAUCCACCGCGUGCCUACCCUCGCCUACGAAAAUGAAUACCGGGGCAACGGUAUCGCAGAGUUCAUGUCACCAGAGGCGUUCGACUUCUCCUGGACGCAAUACCAAACCCUCCUUGUCGACAAGCUGAACCUGUUGACGCAGGACACCAUCGAUGCCGACGCGAAGCCCGGAGAACUGCUGGUCAAGUACUCCCGGCGUCCGGAGAUGGCCUCCGUCUUCAACUACGCCUCAAUGGCUCACAAUAACCACUUCUUCUUCAAUUGCCUGUCCCCCCGCAAAACCGAGAUGCCCGAGAAGCUCGAGAAAGACAUCACAGAAACGUGCUCGUCGGUCGAGUCACUGAAGCUCGAUUUCCUGGCCACGGCCAACGCGAUGUUCGGUCCCGGUUUCGUCUGGCUGGCCAAGAACCUGGAGCGCGAGGGGAUGAUGCACGUUUUCUGCACGUACAACGCCGGCUCUCCUUACCCUGCCGCGCACUCGCGCCGCCAAGCCGUUGACAUGGCCACCCAUACGCCCGACACCCCGCUGGGCAACCAGUACGCCGGCGCGAUGGGCGCCCACGCGCCCAACCAGAAGAGCAUGGCUCCUGGAGCCAUCGAUGUACAGCCUAUCUUGUGUGUCAACACCUGGGAGCAUGUGUGGAUGAUGGAUUACGGUAUCGCCGGCAAGGAGGAGUACCUGGAGCGGUGGUGGGACCGGAUCAACUGGGAGGUGGUGGCUGACAACUACAACAAGAUCAGCGUCAACCGGGGGGCGCGCAACCCCAACACCGCCUGGGGGCGCAGUCUGGGCAUGAUGUCGUAAUUUCUUUUCACCCAAUCCGGAUGAUGGUUCGAUAAAUUGUAUUAUACACAUGGG